CGCCCCGCCUGACCAAGCACGGGGCUCUGUCGUGACUUGGGCUGUACGGCGGUUUAGAGCCGCCCUUCCAGGUGCCCCGCGCUCCCGGUGGAGCGAGGAAGCCGGGUCGGAGCGACGGGCGGAAGCUGCCCCCCGGCACCGCCCCUCCCGCGGUGUUCCGUGGCGGGGGAUGGCGGCGGGCGCGCGGCGGCGGCAGCUCCCGGCCUGGAUGGGGGCGGCGGGGGCCGAGCGGGCGGCGGCGGCGUCCCCGUCCCCCCGGGCCGGGCGGCGGCGGGCGGCGGCAGCGCGCAGGGCGGCGGCGGUGUAUUGUAUGAACGAGGCGGAGCUGGUGGAGGUGGCCUUGGCAGUCCUGGCCGAGAAUCUACAGUGCGAGGAAAGUGAAGAGAAGGCCCGGACUGAGAGCAGAGAGGAGCAAGAGCUUCAGCCAACACUAAACGAGGCUCCUGGGAGCAAGGCCAACGCGGGGGAAGGCAGCGACCACAGUCCGGCGCUUCCAUCCCCUCCUGGUGCUAGUGCUGGUGCCGAGACACAGAGCACAGGCGGGGAGAACUCUGAAGACGACAUUCUGAAAUAUGUCAGGGAGAUCUUUUUCAACUAACAUCUCCUCUGUGACUCUCCAGGAGUAGGGGGGACAGUGGGGCGAGUGUCCUUUCCCAUGGUGCUGAGGACACUGGGAGGAGGGCCAGGAGCAGGCUGUGUAUCUGCUGUGUUGGUGCCCUGUGGAGCUGGUAGGAUACCCGUGAAAGCCAGGGAGGGGAAAGGAAGGAGGCACUCACUUCACCCAAUCUGUGCUGGGUUCAGUGGGAUUUGGCUCCAGAUUAGGAUGUGUUCAUUUCUGUUUGGCAUCUCAGAGCAUGGACAGAUUAAAGAGGACAUUCUGGUUUC
Pseudopipra pipra is the source of this 885-nucleotide messenger RNA. RefSeq names its product cell cycle regulator of NHEJ (gene CYREN). The transcript has 3 exons. Lineage: Eukaryota; Metazoa; Chordata; Aves; Passeriformes; Pipridae. Bases 170 to 598 code for a protein of 142 amino acids. Gene Ontology annotation, biological process: double-strand break repair via nonhomologous end joining; negative regulation of double-strand break repair via nonhomologous end joining. Gene Ontology annotation, cellular component: nucleus; cytoplasm. The record is from RefSeq and is a predicted model, not a curated record.